Messenger RNA from Haliotis rubra (blacklip abalone), 891 nucleotides. RefSeq names its product neuronal acetylcholine receptor subunit alpha-5-like. Gene Ontology annotation, molecular function: extracellular ligand-gated monoatomic ion channel activity; neurotransmitter receptor activity; transmembrane signaling receptor activity. NCBI's taxonomy places the organism in Eukaryota, Metazoa, Mollusca, Gastropoda, Lepetellida, Haliotidae. Gene Ontology annotation, cellular component: neuron projection; synapse; membrane. Gene Ontology annotation, biological process: monoatomic ion transmembrane transport; nervous system process; regulation of membrane potential. The record is from RefSeq and is a predicted model, not a curated record. The transcript has 3 exons. The coding region runs from base 1 to 891 and encodes 296 amino acids.
AUGAAGCGAGUUAACGGUACCGAGGAUCACAUGGUGUUUUACGCACACGAAGUCUGGACUCCGCCACUUGUCAUCAACAAUGCGAUCGGCAGGUCAGCAAGUGUUCUUCAGGGAGACAGUGUGCCCCUCAAAGUGUUAAAGGACGGAACAGUAAUAUGGAUACCACGAGUGGCCCCUAGUACAGCAUGUGGGUUCGACAUUCGAUAUUUCCCAUACGAUAUUCAGAUCUGCUAUGUGGAACUCGGGAGCUGGGUCCACCCAACUUCGGAUGUCACGUUGAGAAGUGUCAAGUCACGUGACAAGGAUGUUUCCCUGGCUCUGUACUCUGGAGACCGACAGUGGCACAUCAUGGAGGACUACCUGUCGGUCAAGUCUCACAGUGUGGAAGGGGGUUUUGGCUUCAACUACUCCAGCCUGACUUACACCUUCGUGUUUCAGCGUCAGAGACCGUUCUAUACCUUACUGAUGCUGGUGCCGUUCUGUUUCCUCUCGUUCCUGUUGAGUGGGGUGUUUCUUAUACCAUUCACAAGAGCAGACAAGUUGUUGUAUUCCUUGGCAAUGCUGGUGUCCCUCAGUGUGUUUCUGUUCCUUCUGUUCAGCAUACUGCCUCCAGUUUCAAGUUCGGAUGACUUCCACUUGGGGAACUACAUGGUGUCCGUGGUAACCCACGGGCUGAGCGUGAUUGUGGUGAGCGUGAUCCUGCUUAGCGUCCACAAGUACAAGGAGGCUACGGAAGACAAGGGCAAGCCCAGCAGCUGUACCUCCCUGCCUGCCAUUGACUUGGUUCUGUCUACCGUGUCGGCUCUCGUCAACAUUGUUCUAGUGGCAUUAUACUCUACAAGACUUGGGGACGCGGAUUCGGUGGUGUCACAACUUCCACGAGUCUCCUAG